AUGGUCAAGGACACGAAAUUCUACGAGACCCUGGGCGUCGACCCCAGCGCAUCUGAGGCUCAACUCAAGUCGGCAUACCGCAAGGGCGCUUUGAAGUACCACCCUGACAAGAACCCUUCUCCUGAGGCCGCCGAAAAGUUCAAGGAACUCUCACACGCAUACGAAAUCCUUGCCGACUCGGAAAAACGCCAGCUCUACGAUCAGUAUGGUGAAGAGGGACUCGAGCAAGGCGGUAUGGGAGGUGGCAUGAACGCCGAGGAUCUCUUCUCACAGUUCUUUGGCGGCGGCGGCGGCUUUGGCGGCAUGUUCGGCGGCGGCGGCGGCGGCAUGCGCGAGUCCGGUCCCAAGAAGGCUCGCACCAUUCACCACGUUCACAAGGUCUCUCUGGAGGAUAUGUACAAGGGCAAGAUCUCGAAGCUUGCUCUGCAAAAGUCCGUCAUGUGCCCCAAGUGCGAUGGCCGUGGUGGUAAGGAUGGUGCAGUCAAGACUUGCACAGGCUGCAACGGUCAAGGUAUGAAGAUGAUGAUGCGCCAGAUGGGUCCCAUGAUCCAGCGCUUCCAGACCGUCUGCCCCGACUGCAACGGAGAGGGCGAGAUCAUCCGCGAGAAGGACCGCUGCAAGCAAUGUCACGGCAAGAAGACCACAGUUGAGCGCAAGGUCUUGCACGUCCACGUCGACAAGGGUGUGCAGAGUGGUACCAAGAUCGAUUUCCGCGGAGAAGGUGAUCAGAUGCCCGGCGUCGAGCCUGGUGAUGUUCAGUUCGAGAUUGAGCAGAAGCCCCACGCCCGCUUCCAGCGCAAGGGUGACGACCUCUUCUACCAGGCCGAGAUUGAUCUUUUGACUGCUCUUGCUGGUGGUGCCAUCUACAUUGAGCACCUUGACGAGAGGUGGCUCACCGUUGAGAUCAAGCCCGGCGAGGUCAUUUCUCCAGGUGAGAUCAAGGUCAUCAGAGGCCAGGGCAUGCCUUCGUACAGGCACCACGACUUCGGCAACCUCUACAUCCAAUUCGACGUCAAGUUCCCCGAUGUCUUGCCCGGUCCCGAUGGUGGCGCCAUGACCGACGAGCAAAAGGCUGCUCUCGAAAGCGUCCUGCCUCCUCGCUCUCCCCAAAACGUCCCUCCACCGGACGCCAUGACAGAGGACUUCUCGCUCGACAAGGUCGACCCGAACCGUGAGUCCGCACGCGCACAACGUGGCGGUAUGGGCGAGGAUGACGACGAAGAGAUGCACGCAGGUGGGGAGAGAGUACAAUGUGCCUCCCAGUAA
Messenger RNA from Aureobasidium subglaciale EXF-2481, 1266 nucleotides. RefSeq lists its product as uncharacterized. Lineage: Eukaryota; Fungi; Ascomycota; Dothideomycetes; Dothideales; Saccotheciaceae. Gene Ontology annotation, cellular component: cytoplasm; cytosol; nucleus. The transcript is spliced from 3 exons. Bases 1 to 1266 code for a protein of 421 amino acids. Gene Ontology annotation, biological process: response to heat; protein refolding. Gene Ontology annotation, molecular function: ATP binding; Hsp70 protein binding. The record is from RefSeq and is a predicted model, not a curated record.